AUGGAUAAUGUUUCUGUCGUGAGAGUUUUCACUCUCGCAGGGAUAAAUGAGACAUUGGAGUCUAGGAUGGCCAUCUUCUCGCUCACUCUGAUUUAUUACUGUGUGAUUCUGUUUUUAAAUGUCUCUCUCAUUGUUAUCAUAGUGAUGGAUGAAACCCUGCAUGAACCCAUGUACAUUUUACUCUGCAGUGUUUGCAUUAAUGCAGUUUAUGGCACAACAGGCUUCUUCCCUAAGUUCCUUUUCGAUCUGCUGUCGCUUACUCAAGAAAUCUCGUAUGAAUGCUGUCUGUUGCAAGCUUUUGUCAUGUACUCCUAUGCUUGUUGCGAGUUGUCCAUCCUGGCCGUUAUGGCCUACGACAGAUAUCUGGCCAUAUGUCGACCGCUGCACUACAGCUCCUUCAUGACGAGGAGGAGGCUCUCUCAGCUGGUCAGUUUCUCCUGGCUGACCCCGUUCUGUGCUUUCUCCAUCAGUAUCCUGCUCACGUCUAGACUGGAGUUGUGCAGCUCCAAAAUUAGGAGGAUCUUUUGUGUGAACUGGAUAAUCGUUCAGCUUGCGUGCUCAGACAGCAACACCCUUGCAAACAGCAUCAUUUCAUAUGCGACGAUUGUCAUUUAUGUGUGCCACGGCUUCUUCAUCGUUUGGACCUACUUACAUCUUGUUAAGACGUGCACAAGGUCCAAAGAAGACAGGGUGAAGUUUAUGCAGACGUGCGUGCCGCAUUUGGUGUCUUUGGUCACUUUCUUGGUGGUCAUUGUUUUUGAUUUGAUGUACAUGAGGUUCGGCUUCAGAGAUUUACCCCAGAACCUUCAGAACUUCAUCGCUGUCGAGUUUCUCCUUUUUCCUCCGGUGAUGAAUCCUUUGAUAUACGGAUUCAAACUGACCAAAAUACGGAACAAAAUCCUAAGUUUAGUUUAA
Molecule: messenger RNA, 915 nt
Organism: Nematolebias whitei (Rio pearlfish)
Lineage: Eukaryota; Metazoa; Chordata; Actinopteri; Cyprinodontiformes; Rivulidae
Product: olfactory receptor 4E1-like
Exons: 1
Coding region: 1-915 (304 amino acids)
Biological process (GO): G protein-coupled receptor signaling pathway
Cellular component (GO): membrane
Molecular function (GO): G protein-coupled receptor activity; olfactory receptor activity
Source: RefSeq, a predicted model, not a curated record